CCAAACAUAACCUUCUUGGAAGAGAUGACUCAAUAUAAGUCGUGCUGGUCGCGGUGAGGCACCGCAAAGUAUCGAUGGUGCCGCCAAAGCAGCUCCAUCUCUGUGGUUCCGCGUUUUUUCUUUGAACUCUCCGGAGUUCCUUAAAAACUGCUUUAGUUUCUUUUUUUGUCUCUCGCCUAAUCUUCCGGACACACUGGCGCAGAGGGGUGCUCCUCUGAACAGUAACAGAAAAAAUGUCCGUGCCCCUAAAGGAUGCUUCCAAUGGCACAGCACCCACACACAAUAACAACGAAGAUGAGGGCGUACAGGGGAGAUAUUGCGAUUCCAUUCCUGCUCGCGUGAUUCUCUACCUCCUCUCCUGGAGUGGUUUCCUCGUUUCAUUCAUGAUGCGCAACGACAUCAACAUUGCCAUUGUGGAGAUGACAGCCAACAAGGAUGAACCAGCAACACCGGAUCGCUUUGACUGGUCCUUCAGUGUGCGCUCCAUGAUUUUGGGUACCUUCUAUUGGUGGUACGUCGUAUCUCAGGUAGUGGGUGGCAUUGCUACUCAGAAAUUUGGAACAAAAGCCGUUUUCGGAUGGUCCCAACUGGCAACGGCUGUUUGCAGCCUCCUCAUUCCCAGUGCUGCCCGUUUGCACUACGGAUGGCUCAUUGGACUGCGUUCAAUUCAGGGUUUUGCCUCAGGGCUCACCUGGCCAGCCAUGUACGCAGUUGUGGGCUAUUGGAUCCCACCAACGGAACGUAGUCGCUUCAUGUCGAGUUUUCAGGGAUUCAGUAUUGGUAUCGGGCUCACGUAUCCCCUUUGUGGGUGGAUUAUUGCCAAAUGGGACUGGCCGAGUGUCUUCUACACCACAGGGACUAUUGGUGUGGUUUGGUGCUGCAUCUGGUGGGCUCUUGCCUUCAAUCGCCCAAGUGAGCAUCCACGUAUUGCUCCAGCAGAGCGGAGGAUGAUUGAGGAAGCCGUGGCGGAGGAUAUUAAGGGUGGCUAUGGGAUGUCACCACGUUGGAGGGCAAUCUUCAAAUCCUUCCCCGCGUGGGUGAUUGGCAUCACGACAUUCGGUCGUAUUUGGCUGCAUUACAUGUUCAUCAUGUUUGGGCCGCUCUACAUGAAGGACGUCCUAGGCUUCGACAUUGAGACGAAUGGCAUCCUCUCGGGGGCACCCUUUCUAUGCUCCUACCUCUCAGCCGUUCUCUUCUGUGCCGCAGCCGAUUGGAUGGUGGCUCAUGGAGUCUCCCUCCUACUCGUCCGGAAGAUCUUCACGGCAGUCUCUCAAGUUUUACCCGGUAUCCUUAUUUUCUGCAUCGCCUGGACACGUAGUCAGAUCCCGGUGCUUGUGAUGUGGUUCGUGGCUGUCUCGUGCAUAACAGCUGGGUAUGCUGGUGCCAUGGCCAACAUCAUUGACAUCGCUCCGAAUCUCGCGGGUCCGGUGCUCGCCUUCGCCCAAACCAUUCACAUGAGUGCCUCCUUCCUGGCCCCCAUUGCAGCGUCAGCCAUUGUCAAGGACACCACAUCUACGGAUCAGUGGAUGGCUGCUUUUGGGCUCGCCACGGCCGUUGCCAUUAUCACAUACUUGCCCUACCUUGCCAAAGCACAAGCAACACCGCAGCCAUGGAACUACCGACAGCCCGAAAAGGGCGAGGCAGCCGUUCCGCUGCGUGAAACAACGGAUCCCUGACGGACAAUCUCUUCUUCUAAUUUGCUACUUAAGUCACAUUCCACAUUGUGACCCUGCAUUCCACUUAAUAAUAUGCAACUGUCGAUAGCCUAGGGCACCUUUAAUGCCUUUAAUAGGGGCUCCAAUCCCGCCACAAAGGGAUUUUCUUUUUUUUUCUUCUUAUUUUACAUUAAUAAAUAUUGUAGUAGUUUGUAAAGAGAAUGUUGUACAAAAAGCUCAAAUAAUCAAAUACAGGCCAUAGAGAGUUUUAAUUUAA
Lutzomyia longipalpis is the source of this 1932-nucleotide messenger RNA. It is a transcript of the gene MFS17, whose product is annotated as vesicular glutamate transporter 1. Gene Ontology annotation, cellular component: plasma membrane. The transcript is spliced from 3 exons. Lineage: Eukaryota; Metazoa; Arthropoda; Insecta; Diptera; Psychodidae. Gene Ontology annotation, molecular function: transmembrane transporter activity. The record is from RefSeq and is a predicted model, not a curated record. The coding region runs from base 234 to 1676 and encodes 480 amino acids. Gene Ontology annotation, biological process: transmembrane transport; monoatomic anion transport.